AUGAUAUUACAUCCGUACAGAAAUCAAAUUUAUUCAGAUUUAGUUCGACAACAUAACGUCAAUAAUCUUUUUCAUGAUCCAGAAUUUCCACAUAAUAAAUCUUCAUUAUAUUAUACACCUGGUUUCAAUCGUACACUUGAUAAUGUAACAUGGAAACGACCUUAUGAAAUUUGUUCAAAUCCUCAAUUUAUUGUUAAAGAAGCUAAUCGAUUGGAUCUCGAUCAAGGCCUUUUAGGUAAUUGUUGGUUUAUUUCUGCUGUUAGUAUGAUAACACAAAAUGGUACGAUUUUUGAACGUGUAUGUCCACUUGAUCAGACUUAUGAUAAACAAUAUUAUGCUGGAAUAUUUCAUUUUCGAUUUUGGCAAUUUGGAAGAUGGGUGGAUGUUGUUGUUGAUGAUUACUUACCGACAAUAAAUAAUCGUUUAAUUUUUUGUCAAAAUAUUAAAGAACCCAAUGAAUUUUGGGCAGCUUUACUUGAAAAAGCUUACGCAAAACUGAGUUAUUCUUAUGAAGGUACGGAUGCUGGACAAACUACUGAUGCUUUAAUCGAUAUGACUGGAGGAAUAGAAGAAUCAUUUAAUACAAAGGAUAUCAAAGAUAAAGAUCAAUUUUGGCAAACAAUAGGAACAGCAUUGAAACAUGUUGCAAUGAUUGGUUGUUCUAUUUCACCAGAUCCAAAUGAACGUGAAGCUAAAAUGGCUAAUGGUUUAGUGAAAGGUCAUGCUUAUGCUGUAACAGCUGCUGUUCGUGUUAAACUUACUAAUGGUGAAAUUGUUCAAAUGAUUCGUUGUCGAAACCCAUGGGGUAAUGAAGUCGAAUGGAAGGGUGCUUGGAAUGAUGAAGAUAAAAUCCAUUGGAAUACAGUAGAUUCGUAUACAAGAGAACAAUUACAUUAUAAAAAUCAAGCUGAUGGUGAAUUUUGGAUGCUCUAUUCAGAUUGGUUAAAAUAUUUUGAACAAGUACAAAUUUGUAAUCUUUCACCUGAUUCAUUCGAAGGACAACUUACUAUUCAACAGGGAAAAAAUAUUAAUUGGCAUGAAAUGCAAUUUGAUGGUGUUUGGAUUAAAGGACAAACAGCUGGUGGAUGUGGACAACCAAACAUUGAAAGUUUUUUUACUAAUCCUCAGUAUUUAAUUAAUGUAACAAAACCUGAUAUUGAACAUAGUGAUGGUUUAAGUACAGUUAUAUGUUCUUGCCUUCAAAAAUAUAUCCGACAAAAACGACAACAAACAGGUGGACAACAAGCUGAAGAAUAUAUUAAUUUACGUUUAUAUAGAAUAAAAGAUUCAAUCGAUGUAUCACAAAUUACACAAGAUUAUAGAUUUUAUCCAAAAGAUCUUGAACGACAAGGUGAUACAGGACCAUAUAUAAAUAAACGUGAAGUUACAGGAAGAUUUCGUGUAAAAUCUGGAAACUAUUUAUUAAUACCAUCAACCUAUGAACAAGAUAGAGAAGGUCAAUUUCUUAUUAGAAUAUUUACUGAAGGUGAAUCAACUGGUAAAUCAUUGAAUACGGAAUAUCCAGAUAUAAUUCCACCAUCACCAAUAAUGAGAAAAGAAAAAUAUGAAUUUCAUGAUGGAAAAAAUCAAGAUCAAAAGUUUACUAUUAUGCAAUGGUAUGAUAAAUUACCUGAAAGACAACGAAAAUUACUCAAAUAUGGUGGAUAUGCAACAGUGAGUGUUGGUUUUCUUUGUUGUCUUGGUUAUUGUUGUAAAAAGUAUUGUUGUAAAAAGAAACAUGAAAACAGUCAAUCGUCAUCAACAAAAAAUCAUAAUAAAAAUUAUAAUAAAUUUUAA
Messenger RNA from Rotaria sp. Silwood1, 1797 nucleotides. Lineage: Eukaryota; Metazoa; Rotifera; Eurotatoria; Philodinida; Philodinidae. The record is from the annotation of a GenBank genome assembly.